UUUUUUCCCUUUAGAAUUUAUCAGUUUAGACCUCCACGUCCAUAAAACAGACUAGCUUUUGCACAUUCUUUCAAAAAGUCAAGAGGUUCACGCCUCCUAAACCACCUGGAAGCCAGGAGGAGGGGAAACAAGGUCACAGUCUUGAUUUAAGAUGCAAUGCGUACAUCAGUUCUAUUUAGAUCCCCAUCGAUCUGGAAGCCUUCUCAGCCUGGCUUCUUCUUAGCUGUGUGACCUUGGGCAACUAGCUUCACCUCUCUGAACUGCAGGGUGUUGUGUUUGUUUUUGUUUUUUUUUAGGUCAAAUGCAAACACUUCCUCCUAUCCUGGGUGGUUUUGAGAUGAAGCAGUAAUUAACAUAUGUAAAUCAGGAGGGUCCCCAGUUUACAUAAAGUAUGCAGAUAGGUUGACAGAGCAGCUUUCUGGAGGGUCUGAGGUUACAAUGUAAGUUCUAGUGUUCCUUCUGCAGAGAUCUGGGGUCCGGUGCAGUAAGGGUCACCAGCUCGCAAGGAUGUGUGAACUGCUCAGAUCUGAAGGGCAGUGCUUCUCCAACUUUCUGGCUGGCGGUAUAAAAUGCAGAUUCUGGUUGGGCAGGUGCAGGGAGGGCCAAGGUGGGGUCAGUGCUUGUGCACUGCUGGGCAGCUCUUGGGUGAAGCCCGCUGGACUGGUCACUCGGAACAGAAGGCCACCUGGCAGGGUCUUUCCACGGCUGCCUUACUGACAGUGGGCCCAGGGUGGGUCCCUGCUCCUGGCAUGGGGCUCUCUUGUCCCAGGCACAACGGUUAGGAGCAGCCCUGGCCUGGGUCCCAUCAGAUGCCAGAAACCUCAUGCCACUUCCUCCAGCUGGGACACCCCAAGGCAUGUCCCCCGACCUCCCGGCGGGCGGCAUGGCCGGGCUGAGACCCCCCGCCACCUAGGACGGAUGCUACAAUCGAGGUGCACCCACGCAAGCAGGCGGCAGGAUGAAGCCAAAGUGUCUGGAGCGCCCCUGCUGAGAGCUGUCCUGUCGGUGCACUGCGCAUGGUCAUCUCUGCAACGGAAGGUCUCCCCAGACAACCGGUUGAGACCGCCGGCCCUCCUUAUAGCGAAGAUGAGGCUCCUUCUCCUUCUGCUGCUCUGUCUGUGUGAAGCCCAGAGCCAGGUGGCAACGAGGCCCAAUAUCAUUGUGCUGAUGGCUGACGACCUCGGCAUCGGAGACCCUGGCUGCUAUGGCAACAAGACUCUCAGGACUCCCGGUAUUGACCGGCUGGCCAGCGAGGGAGUGAAACUCACGCAGCACCUGGCGGCAUCCCCCCUGUGUACACCAAGCAGGGCGGCCUUCUUGACGGGCCGGUACCCCAUCCGCUCAGGAAUGGCAGCUGAGAACCGGCUGGGAGUUUUCCUCUUCACGGCAUCUUCUGGGGGACUUCCAACCAGGGAGAUCACUUUUGCCAGGCUUCUGAAAGAUCAAGGCUACGCGACAGCAUUGAUAGGGAAAUGGCACCUCGGGUUGAACUGUCACAGCAAAGCUGACUUUUGUCACCACCCCAUCCAUCACGGCUUCGAUUAUUACUAUGGGCUCCCAGGCACCAAUCUGAGGGACUGCAAACCGGGAGGAGGCAGCGUCUUCACCACGGCCUUCAAGAGCAUGGUGUUCAUCCCUCUGCAGAUCAUCGGGGUGGCCGUGCUCACACUGGCGGUGGUCAACUGCCUGGGGCUGCUUCGAGUGCCGCACGCCGUCUUCUUCUGCCUGCUGCUGCUCGCGGCCCUGAUCCUGGGGCUCUUCCUGGCCUUCCUGCAUUACUUCCAGCCUCUGAACUGCUUCCUCAUGAGGAACCUGGAGAUUGUCCAGCAACCCAUAUCCUACGACAAUCUCACCCAGAGGCUGACGACGGAAGCAGCCCAGUUCAUACGACGGAACACGAAGACUCCGUUCCUGCUCGUCCUGUCUUACCUGCAUGUGCACACAGCUCACUUUGCCUCCAAGGCCUUUGCAGGCAGGAGUCAGCAUGGAGUUUACGGAGACUCCGUGGAGGAGAUGGACUGGAGUGUGGGGCAGAUCUUGAAUGUUCUAGAUGCGCUGCAGCUGGCUAGUAACACGCUCGUCUACUUCACAUCAGACCAAGGAGCGCACGUAGAAGAAGUGAGCACCAAAGGGGAAACACACGGAGGGAGCAACGGGAUCUAUAAAGGAGGAAAAGGGAACAACUGGGAAGGAGGUAUUCGGAUUCCAGGGAUCCUUCGAUGGUCCGGGGUGAUACAACCUGGUCAAGAGAUUGAUGAGCCAACAAGCAACAUGGACAUCUUCCCCACGGUGGUCAAACUAGCUGGAUCACCACUGCCGAAGGACAGGGUCAUUGAUGGCCGGGACCUGAUGCCUCUGCUCCAAGGGAUUACCCACCGCUCUGAGCAUGAGUUUCUGUUCCAUUAUUGCAAUGCCUACUUGAAUGCCGUGCGCUGGCACCCACGCAACAGCACGUCCAUCUGGAAAGCCUUCCUCUUCACCCCCAACUUCACGCCCAAGGGCGCCAACGGAUGCUUUUCUACACACGUGUGCUUCUGUUUUGGAAAAUUUAUCACUCCGCACGACCCUCCUUUGCUGUUUGAUAUUUCCAAAGACCCGAGCGAGAGAAGUCCGGUGACCCCGAGCACCGAGCCCCGGUUCCAUGAGAUUCUCAGAGUCAUGCGCGAAGCUGCCGACAGCCACACCAAGACCCUGCUGGAGGUCCCGAACCAGUUGUCCCUGGGGAAUAUCUUUUGGAAGCCUUGGCUUCAGCUCUGUUGUCCUUCCUCUGGCCUGUCUUGCCGAUGCGACCGAGAGAAACAGGAUCAAAGAGUGAGCCGUUAGUGGAUCUGUGUCUGGGGACCACAUCGAGGCUCAUGGCUCCGCCCACCAUCUUCGCUGCAACACACAACCGCAAGGGCCUCCAUUGAUGUGAGGCCCAUCCUGGCCCGGGACCAUCACGGACUCUUUUAUCACUUGCAAGCUUCAACAAGAACUUGGAAGUUACUGGGGUAGCUGGGGAGAGGGGGAGGAGGAAUGGGGUUUGCAGUGAACAGAAAGGAAGACGGUAGACUCUCUGGGCUCAUGCAGAUAGGAUGGGGUUCUUGGAGGUGGUUCUCCAAAGCACACGCUACCCCAGUGCAGGCAGGUGAUGGCCAGGUGCAAAGGUUGUCUUUGUUCCCCCUAGGCAAAGGCUUUGGAUCAACCACAGCAGGUGUCAUUGUUGCUGUAACCUGGAGUUAUAGCAGGACCGUAGUGACUCUUAGCACACCAUUAAAGAGACCAUCAGAUUUUAACAGUUUAGUCGAUCUUAGCACAUGCGCAUUUAUAAUCAAUGAAGGACGAUUUCCUUUAGCAGUCGUACAUAAUGGUGAGUUCCACUUGGGUUACUCAAAGGCAAGGGAUUUAGUUAGAAGACUAGUAAAUGCUCUUCACUCUCUAUGUAGAGAAAAACACAUGAUGCAUACAUGCACACACACACAUAUCUCUACACACGUGUAUGUAAAGCAUAUGUCUUUCCCCAAGAUGGUUAAGGUGUUUCAAAUAGACCCACAAGGUGAUCAGUAUUUCAAUUUAAAAAAAAAAAAGUUGAAGGUAUUUGCACAAUGAAUGCUUUUGCAAAAUCCUUCAGGGACAAGAAUCCCAAGGUGGAUCUCUGCUGACUUGGUCCCCAUUCCAUGUGGAGUCUGACUGUAUCUUGCAUGAAUGGAAGUUCGGAAGUAAAAGCCCACUUUGGGGUUGAUUGGCUUCCCCGGUCCCAUCUUCGUUCGGAAUUACUAGUGUGUAAUAAUCUAUGAUUUUCCUUUAUUUAUAUUUUUUUUGGUGGGAGGGAAACAGGACAGAACAGACCACUGAGAAACAACCCAUGUUCUACACGCACAGGCAUGAUUAUCUUGAGUUCUAGAGACAAGUGCUGAAUGGAAACCCUUUUGUUUCAGCUGGUUUUAUUCUGCAGCUGAGAGCUGCCCAUGCUUAUAACGCACAAGACACCCAAUGCUGUUUUAGUUCCGUUUGCCCCCCUGCCCUGGUUGUUCAGGGAAAAGUGUGACCAGGAUCCCCUAGGACAGUGGCAGAUAGUGGCACAGCUGGAGGAAGUGUGAAGGUUUAAACGGCCAGGCCAGUCGGAAGAAAAGACUACUUCUCCAGUACCCUGUGAGGACACCAUGAAUUCCCCAGCAACAGGGUUGGAUUGCUUUCCAAAGCAGGGCCAGUGCCUGCCCACGUAGCUGUCCACGUCUCCUGUGGACUGACCGGAGCUCCAGCAUCCAUUUGACUGGCGUUUGCUCAGUUCAAGACAGUGCGCCUGCAUGUACCUGGACCCUACCUGACAACUUGAAGAAAACAAGAGCCCUGUCUUGGGCUUUCUAGGCCUUUACUACCAUUUUCUCUGUCCCCUGCCCUGCACCGAGACGUUUCCAGAACUCAGCAGUAUGUCCUCAGUUCCUCUCCAAGUUCUUUCAUUUUGGAUUUUAAUUUUUACUUUCCUUUAAUUACAAAAAAAAAAAAAAAAAAAAGAG
Molecule: messenger RNA, 4496 nt
Organism: Tupaia belangeri chinensis (Chinese tree shrew)
Lineage: Eukaryota; Metazoa; Chordata; Mammalia; Scandentia; Tupaiidae
Gene: STS
Product: steroid sulfatase
Exons: 12
Coding region: 919-2823 (634 amino acids)
Molecular function (GO): arylsulfatase activity
Source: RefSeq, a predicted model, not a curated record